Molecule: messenger RNA, 2355 nt
Organism: Amphimedon queenslandica
Lineage: Eukaryota; Metazoa; Porifera; Demospongiae; Haplosclerida; Niphatidae
Product: Bardet-Biedl syndrome 7 protein homolog
Exons: 19
Coding region: 107-2266 (719 amino acids)
Biological process (GO): cilium assembly; intracellular transport; intracellular protein localization
Cellular component (GO): axoneme; ciliary basal body; BBSome
Molecular function (GO): protein binding
Source: RefSeq, a predicted model, not a curated record
CAACGGUACAAUAAAAAUGGCCGACAAUAAGUAGUUUUUGUACUAUCUGCCCCUUUUCUUCUCUUUUUUAGGCAUAGCAGGAGUUUUUAGAGUCUGAGGAGAGAGAAUGGAUAUUGAACUAGCCCCUAUAUUCUAUAAUCAGGUUGGUGCACUAUCUUCUAACUGCAUGAAAGUGCUCCCUUCCACAAAGAAAAAUCCACAAAAAAUAGUUGUGGGCGAUCAGGAUGGCGUCCUUACAACGUUUGGAAUGAAGAAAGGUGAUCCACAGAUUGUAUUUAAAACACUUCCUGGACCUCCUAUAGCUACAUUGCAACUCAAUGGUGCUCCUGGCUCUGUUGCUGAUAGAAUAUUUGUCUCAGCCGGUGCUGAAGUUAAGGCAUUCACAAAGAAAGGGAAACAGUUCCUCUCGUUUGAUAGCAACCUCACGGAGCCCAUUAGAAGCAUGUAUGUAAACGGCAGUCACUUAUACACAGUCGGUUCAUACGUGUUCAAUCAUUACGUUGACUGUAUUGACACUGAUUAUUACUUAUCUGCUGACACCAUUAACUCUGUCAUCUGUCUACCCGAGACAAGCCACGCCUCUUCCUCGGCAGCCCGAGGGUUGGUACCAGUACUGGCAUGCGAAGAUUGUGCACUCAGGGUCUUGAAGGGAUCUGAGCUGUUGUAUGAGUUAGAAGUUGCUGGUCCUCCUACCACGGUUGCUCUCAGUGAAGAAGGCGGAGCUGGGCGUGGUUUGUUGUACGGUACGAGUGACGGAAGACUAGGACUUGUUAAGAUACUACUGGAUGCUCCAGAGUAUUGCUGGGAUAUGUUAAACGAAAAGAAAUACGGGAGUAUUGCUAGUAUUGGUGUCCAUGAUGUCACUGCUACUGGUGUUCCUGAUAUACUCCUGGGUAGAUCUGAUGGCGUUAUGGAGAUAUACUCACUAGAUGAAAAUAACCAACCAAGAAUACAAUUCACACAUACGUUUAGUGAGAGCAUUGCAUCAGUUUGCGGUGGUUUUGUGACCACACCCUCCACUCCCGAGGUACUAGUCUCCACUUACAGCGGAAAGAUACACUCACUCUCGUCCGAUAACCAAUCUAAGGGGCAUGGUCAAAUCCCACCGGACGUUGCUGCAAAAUUAGAAACUUUAAAGAAUGAAGUCAAGUCUUUGGAGGAUAAAGUAUCCAGUGCUUAUGUGAAAUACCAGUCCAUAAUGAAAGGAGGGGGAGAGGGGGGCCCUAGUGGUGGGGUCUCUGCUUUACCAUUGCUACCAGUUAAUGACCAGUUUACUCUUAAUAAGGAUGAGGCUUGGUACACCCUAAGCAUUGAAACACAAGUUCCAUUGGAUAUGUUGCUGCUACAGUGCAAUGUUCCUGUUGAUAUACAGGAGAUUGAGAAGAGCACUGCUGUAAUCAGCUACUCACCACCUGACCCAAAAAAUGGUAGCUAUCUUUUAGCUACUCUCCGUUGCAGCAUGUAUACGUCACGUUUGGAAGUUAAGGUUAGAUCAAUAGAGGGUCAGUAUGGUACACUGAACGUGUACGUUACACCAAAACUAGAGCCUUGUUCUGCCCGGCUCCUCUCCUAUCCCAUUAAACCAUUAUCACUUCACCAGAGGACACACUCCUUUGACUCAUCACUUCCUUGCAAUACUCUUGAGGUCCUCGGCCCAUUCAGUACUUCUGAUAUUCACUCGUGGAUCAGUUUCUGUCUUCCUGGAGUGUCUAACUGUCCUCCUGAUGGAGAGACAGUGACGCUUCAGUUUAAGUCGUCUUUUACUCAGACCCAGUUACAGUGCACUUACAGGCAGAAAGAGGCUGUUUUCAAGUCUGACAAUAUCUCAACUAUAUCAGUAUUGAAAGAAGUCCUUUCCAAAGAAGCAACUAAGAAGAAUAUAACAAUUAAAAUAACACACAGUAUAACUGAUGACAGUGCUGCUCACAUGAUCAAGCUCAUUCAUCCAAGGCUAGAGGAACAGCUCAUGUUAGCUAAAAACGUUCAACUGAUUGAAGCACUUCAAGAGCUUAAAGUUCAUGAGAAAGACGUGAGCUUUCUCUCACCACAGUGCCAGUACAUACUAGAGAAUGCUUCAUUAAUGCAGGAAGAAAUAAAGAGACAACCAGCAAUGAUUGAUAGAUAUUAUGCACUUAUUACUGAUCUAUUUAUGGAUAGAGCUGCUUUUAAAGGUGUUAAUGUUCAGCAGAAAGUUCCACAAUUGUUAUCACUAUUGGAUGAAUGCAAUAUUGACAAUAUAUUGCAAUUUUUUGAGGAAAAUAAGUGAAAUAAUAAAGAGCCCACAAGAACUUGACUAUUUUUCAUCACCGCAACUACCUUUAAUUAAUGUUAUAUUGAAGGAAUGUGUAUACUGAA